UAAUGGAUUGCAAAUGCCGGUUCUGGCUCAUGGACAGAAUUUCAGCACGGGCCUAAGACAAAUCUUAUGCUUGUCACGUGCGAUUUUGAGAAAGAAUCGCAUCAUUAUUCUUGACGAAGCAACAGCAAAUGUAGACCUUCGGUCGGAUGAGUUGAUUCAGAGGACAAUAAGAGAGAAAUUCGCUAACUCUACUGUAUUGACUGUUGCGCAUAGAAUUAACACAGUCAUCGAUUCUGAUCGCGUAUUAGUUAUGGAUGCUGGUGUUGCCGUUGAGGUCGAUGCUCCCUAUGUUCUUUUGAAAAACAAUGAUGGAGCAUUCCGGAAAAUGGUCGAAGCGCUCGGACAACAAGAAUAUGAUCGCUUGUAUUUAAAAGCCAAGGCAAAAUUUGAAAGAUCCACAUUUUGUGAAAAAUAAACUCAAUCUCUGAUCCAUUUUUAUGGACAAAGUUCAAAUCUAGGGGGUAGACACAAUAGAGAAUG
Contarinia nasturtii (swede midge) is the source of this 480-nucleotide messenger RNA. Its product is annotated as multidrug resistance-associated protein 4-like. Gene Ontology annotation, cellular component: plasma membrane. Bases 14 to 415 code for a protein of 133 amino acids. The transcript is spliced from 2 exons. Gene Ontology annotation, biological process: transmembrane transport. Gene Ontology annotation, molecular function: ATPase-coupled transmembrane transporter activity. The record is from RefSeq and is a predicted model, not a curated record. NCBI's taxonomy places the organism in Eukaryota, Metazoa, Arthropoda, Insecta, Diptera, Cecidomyiidae.